CGUCCCGCGCAUACUGCAAACAGCUCUACCCGCGUUCGUUUCGCACUCGCACAGAACCUUAGUGGUAGCAUCGUAGGACCCUUCCAGUAGUUCCCAGUUCCGGAGUAGCAACAGCAUGUGGUCGAAAAUUGGCAUCAGCGGAGCCCUGCUCGUAAUGGGCGGCAUUCUGUCCUCCAGCGUGGUGGACAACUUUGCCUACGUGGACCGCUCCCUGCCGGUGGCCAUGCCCAAAGCCAAAGUUUUCCAAGUGCCCAAGGAGUGAGGAGUGAGCAGGGGGAAUCCCCGGGGAAGCCAGGAUCCAGCAGGCCAGGACAACCAGUUCCCGGAGCAGGGGAACCAGUGCUUUCCACUCGGCCACCGUGGAUUCCUAAUGGCCAGCCAACUACUCCGGCUUGUUGUUAACUUAUUAAGUUCACCGCAAGUGGGAAAUAGUUAAUGCAGGUCUUCAAAACACCCCUUUCCAACCUGCCCUUAAGAACAACAGUAUCACUUCUAAACUAAACUUUAAUUUAUACAAUUGUUUUUUUUUUAUAUUUUGUACGAACUAGUUAGGAACUUCCCCUAUAAGUAAGCAAUAAAGUAUGCAAGUGACGCAUUUGCAUUUAA
Molecule: messenger RNA, 606 nt
Organism: Drosophila takahashii
Lineage: Eukaryota; Metazoa; Arthropoda; Insecta; Diptera; Drosophilidae
Source: RefSeq, a predicted model, not a curated record